ACCUAAUUUCAAAGCAAUCAGCUGUUCAGUUCUGGGUUCAAGGACAAGCGACAGACUCCUCCUUAUAUUCGCAAUUUUUCACAGUCAUCGUGACACUCGCUUGGCACUUUCAACAUGGCAGCUCUAGCAAUAAAGUUCUCCGGCGUUUUGGCAAGAAAUUCAGCCAAAUCUAAGCUACUAUCUCAGUUUUUAGUGCCAAAAGUCGAGCAAUGUCUGCGGGCUUUCUCUACUUCGCUUCCGAUAUACAAGAAGGAAAUGCUGGAGAUCACAUAUGAGACGACAGACGGAAAGAAAUUCACUGUCCAGGGCAAGGAAGGCGACAACCUCCUCGACAUUGUGAUCAAUAAUGACGUAGAUCUUGACGGAUUCGGCGCAUGUGAGGGAACCUUGGCUUGCUCAACUUGCCACCUCAUAUUUAAGAAGGAAGAUUUCGACAGAAUAGAAGAGCCCUCCACAGAUGAGGAACUGGACAUGCUUGACCUUGCCUAUGGCCUGACGGACACGGAAGUAAGCGUGGCCCUAUCUGGAUCAGGGUUCCUGGCUUUGUAUGAGGUUGGUGCCUUGCAGUGCCUGCAGAAGCAAUGGCCUCGGUUGCUGCAGACAGCAAAGGUUUCUGGCGCAUCGGCUGGCUCCCUUUUGGCAGCGUGUGUAGUGUGUGAUGUCCCUCUUGACUUUGUGAAGGGCAACUUCUUGGAGACAGCCAAGGAAGCCCAGAGGUGGAAACUGGGCCCCUUCAGUCCCAAGUUCAAUGUUUCUGAUUAUCUCAACCAGGGAUUUGAAGCCCUGCCCCCUGAUGCCCACCUGCGGGCUAACAACAGACUCUUUGUCUCACUCACAAGAAUCAAGGAUGGCCAGAAUGUCAUAAUCUCAAACUGGACUUCACGAGAGGAGUUGAUCCAGUGCCUCCUCUGCUCUUGUUUUAUCCCCAUCUUCUCUGGCUUUCGGUUCCCUUCAUUUCGUGGAGAGAGGUACAUGGAUGGAGGCUUCACCAACAACCUCCCAAUCCCAUGCCAGCCAUGCAUAUCCAUUGGCCCAUUUGAGGGGAAGAUUGACAUCUGCCCCAGGACCAAGAAGCAAAACUCCCCUUACCUGACCAUUGCUAAUGAGACGGUGGCCGUAAAUGCCACCAACAUCCUUAGGUUUGUACAGUCCCUAAAGCCUCCUCCCAUUGAAAUCUUAGAAGAUGUCUAUCAGGAGGGCUACUGGGAUGCUUACUCCUUUCUAAAAGCAAAAACAAGUCAAAAGACAGGCCCUUUGUCUGCAUGAGCUUAAAUGCUUGUGUUCAGUGUGAAAGAGAUGAAUGUUUAUAUAGCAUGGCUGAGGGCAGUGAUGGAAUGGGUGUUGGUGUCUACUUUUGCAUUUUAAUUUGUAUGGACAAUGAUAUUAAUAACCUAGACGGCAAUCUAAGGAUUGAGUUUUUUAAAAGUAUUUUGCAUAUUUACUCUAAAAUAUAAGUAUUAUAUUGUAUUAUCUGUGUUAAGGAAAUUUUAUCAUUAAGAUCUGAAAAUAACCCAGGUUUUAUAGAGUAUUGUUAUGCACACCCAUGCACAUGUACUUGCACAAUUAUGAAGAUACACACAUGCACAUGCACACGUGCACAUUCAUGUGUGUAUGCACAAGUGCAUGCACACAUACACAUACAUGCGCGCGUUUGCACGUGCGCACG
Messenger RNA from Penaeus vannamei (Pacific white shrimp), 1666 nucleotides. RefSeq names its product patatin-like phospholipase domain-containing protein 4. Gene Ontology annotation, molecular function: 2 iron, 2 sulfur cluster binding; triacylglycerol lipase activity. The record is from RefSeq and is a predicted model, not a curated record. Gene Ontology annotation, cellular component: cytoplasm; lipid droplet; membrane. Lineage: Eukaryota; Metazoa; Arthropoda; Malacostraca; Decapoda; Penaeidae. Gene Ontology annotation, biological process: lipid homeostasis; P450-containing electron transport chain; triglyceride catabolic process.